Molecule: messenger RNA, 3288 nt
Organism: Fusarium odoratissimum NRRL 54006
Lineage: Eukaryota; Fungi; Ascomycota; Sordariomycetes; Hypocreales; Nectriaceae
Exons: 2
Coding region: 360-2522 (720 amino acids)
Source: RefSeq, a predicted model, not a curated record
AUUUUAUUGAUGUAUCAAGCCAUAUAAACCUAACUCUUCCUUUUUCUUUCAUUCUUUCCCCUCACGUCUGGGUGCCCUCCAGCGCCCCCAAGUUCCUUCGACCUUGCCCCUCCAACAAACAAACACCCUAACAACGACAUCACACUCAGACCCAAUCUUGGGCUUGAUACGAUCCACCACUUCAUGGCCUGACAACAAAACGCAACGCGCCCAAAUACACUCGAAUAGAUAGCGGCUCUACGUAUUGGCGCUCUUUGACACAUUUUUCUUGGUACUCUUGAAUUCGUCAUUACUCGACAUCGACUACGGGGAGCUUCAAGUCGCCAAACUCGGCCUUUGAAGGCACCAGGCAUCACAACAUGGUCCGAACUAGGGCGGCUGAACGACAAAGCGUUCCUGCAUCCUCCCGUCGCAACCUGUCGCAAUCUAUCACCACGCGUGCUACCCGAACAACAACACGUCCCAGGCGGUCGCAGAAGGCUUCCAUAAGUUAUAACGAGUCUUCUUCCGAAGAUGGAGACUCCGAACCAUCCCUGGCGGAGAGCGAACAGGAUGGAGAUGCCCAAUUCGAGACGCGAGCUCGCAGAACCAACGAGGCCAGGUCAGCAAAGACCGCACACGUACAAACUGGUAGAAGAUCGAACUCGCGGGACCAAACGAGGAAACGACCAAAGCCGGCACAGAAGAAAGGAAGCUUGAAGAAGCGACGAGUGUCUGCUGACGCAGAACCCGGGCCAAUACCCCAAGGCGUCAUUCCAGACUGGACAGACCCGCAGAUACCUUAUGCCGCCUGGACCGAUAUCUUCUACUAUGCAGCUAGUCAUGAUGACAUCGACGUCAAUUGGCUGAUAAACACUGCCACAACUUGUAAGGCAUUCUCAGAAGCCGCCUUGACAGCCAUUUAUCGUUCUCCGCCUCUGGUCACUGCUGGAAAGGCCAAACGGUUCGCGUCUCUGCUGGAUCGCCCACCUUCUGAGACUCGUUUCAAUUACCGUGCCAAGAUUGAGACUCUUUAUGUAGAUGUUCAUGUGUUGCCUCAAACGUUAUUACCAAGAAUCCUCCAUUUGCUUCCUCGCCUGAAAGAAGUCUUUCUCUUUACACAAUCUGAUCAGCCGCCUUACAGGCAACUGGAUCAAACAGUGAGAUGGCAAUAUACUGAAGAGAUAUUUGCCGCCUUCAGGCCAGCCGGAGACAAAGAGUCGCACACCGUGUUAAAAAGCUGGGAAUGGAGCGGAAGCCUGCUUGGAGGGCCUGUGGCGACUAUGAAGGAUGUUGCCCGUAUACAUCAAGAGCCUUCAUUUGCGCACCUCACCAAAUUAAGCCUCACCAAUCUUCAAGUCCCUUCGCUCUAUAAGCUGGGGCCGAAAGGCGGCAAUGAGGAGGAGGAACUGGCGCUGUACAAUGAAGAUGGGGCUGUCAUUGAUUCGCUCGCCGAGGCGAUUUCGCAAUUGAAAUCGCUACAACAUCUUAUGUUCGAGUCUUCAACUGUCAUGAACGAUCGGCUUCUUCCACUUUUGCCAAAGGACCUCACUCAUCUCUCACUGAUCAACUGUUGGGAGGUCAAGUCAGAUGAGUUUAUGCCAUUCCUACACACGCAUGGCCGACAUUUGCGCAGCCUGAACUUGUCACACAACCAAUCUCUAGACAUGGUCUUCCUAACCACUUUGGAAGCUGCAUGUCCUAAUUUAGAGGAAUUAUACAUGAACCUCUCGUAUUUCCGCCAUCAUGAAUCCCGGUCUUAUACCAACAAUGACGCUGAUCCUUUGUACGACCAAGUGCUAUUGCCGCAUCAAAAGCCAGAGUGGCCGUCAAGCCUCAGGAUCAUUGAUUUUGAGCAUAUACGAUAUUGGAGUGUUGAGACUGCCGAAAUGUUUCUCAAUUCCCUCAUUGAUAGUGCUGGUUCUCUGCCAAAUCUUCGACAUCUUGCGGUCAAGACGAUGCUCAACAUACCCUGGAAGGCCCGCGCUAAUAUGCGGCACGAAUGGAGGCGGAAGCUGGAUAAAGUCUUCCUCCGCCCAUACGAACCACCGCAAAGAAAGUAUUCACUUCGGCAGACACAAGAGGAAGAAGUGGAAGCAUCUACUCAGAUUUCGGAGAAAAAGAAGCAAAAGUCGAAAAGGCUGCCUGAUGGUCCAUCUCGGCGAAGCAGUCGUCUAGCGGCACAUGUUUCGGACUCUGAUUCAAGAAACAGCGCCAAAGGUCUCCGUAAUUCGCUUGGUCGGCCAACUUACGCCGAACCUGACACAGAUGAGAAUGAGUUCGAUUCUGAUGCAGAAGAUGAAGAAGCUGAGUCCGGUACUGCAGUCAGUCAGACUGGGGAUGAGGCCGAGGGUGAAAAGAAGCCUGUGCCGCUUACGAUUCAAGGACGGUGUACUACUGUAUCCAUUGUAUUCGAUAACCAAAAGCCCACUGAACUGCAGUACGGCAUGGAAGACUUUGUGGAUGAUGAUCGCGCUGAGUCGGAUGACGAGUGGGACGGCGACCAUGAAGAGGAUGAUGAUGCAGUCUUUGUCUGGCGUUAGCUGAGCAAAGACUUCUGUAUCAUAGCUGAUCACUUGGGAUCAGAGAAAUUGACCAAUUCCAGACUUAGAAUGCAACAUCUGCUGGCUCUGGAGUUCAUAUCAUAUUAGUAUUAGGAUAUAGCAUGAACGGUCUUGAAGCGGUUCAACUUGGGUUUUAUACUGAAGUGACAAAUGUUCCAUCUAGCCACGUCUUUUGAUCACAACUAUCAGCUAUACCAAUAUGCUGGCUCCUCUCAGGUACGCACGAAUCCUUGCAAAUCAUAGUGAGAACGGCUUGGUCCACAUUAUGAAUGCACCUCGGCUUGGCGCCAACUGGAGGGCAGUUCGUAACCUCUAAUCAUUCAUGCAAUUCUGUUGAAAUGUGGCCGUGUACCUUUUUACUUGAUCUUGCGGCAUAUGGCAACCGAGUCUAGGAACUGGAAGCUUGUUCAGAUGCAUGAAUUGCAGUCUGGCCCUGAAUGCAGUAUAAUUGUUUGUUCAAUCAGAAUCUGACGAAGCCACGGCUCAGUUUUUACGUCGACAUCACCGCGUGGACUGUUGGUAAAAUUCAAACUUGUCGAUUCUCCCUCGUUGGCUUGCAGGGCAACUUUGUUUCGUACUAUCGAGACUGUGUGGGGUGGUGCGUUUGGCUUACUGUAAGGUACAGAAGACUCAUGAAUGCUUGGUAUACGACACCCUGAUAAAUUGCAUGGCAAUUAGAACCUACAAUUCAGUUCAUGUUCGAGUUGUUUAAGGUAUUGGCAUUUCCAUGUGUUUGAAAUACUGG